CUUGACGUACUUUUCUUAAUACACAAAGACUUAUUACCAUACGAGCACUACAUAUUUUGAUUUAUAUUAUAUAAAGUACAGUACACAUAUACACAUACUUAUAGCUGUCGAAAAAGUUGUAGACAUAAGACCAUGUUUUCUAGCUGGGUUGAUGCGGCUACUAACGUGGCGGCAGGGCCGUCCGCGGUGGAUGAUACAGCUGGUACCGGUCAAACCGAGGGCAGUGAUCCGAAUACAGCUACAGGAAGCUCCGUUAGUGAAGAUAAAAUACGUAGUUUGGCUUCGUCGUGGUGGUCUAGUGCGCAGACCUCCAUGCAGAAAGCUUCGGAGUCUGCGGCUGUGAUGAGCAAGAAGGCCGCGGAGCAAGCGCAGGAAAUGAGCAAGAAAGCAGCAGAGCAAGCGAGUGAGUUGAGCAAGAAUGCAGGCGAAUACGGUCAAAAAACCCUACAGAGUGCAACCGUCAUGUCGAGCGACAUAUUGACCAAGGCCAAACAGUCCACUACUGCUGUAGCACCUACAGAGGGAGACUCGGAUGCCGCUAAAGUACCUGCUGCUGCACAAGGCAGCUUCGAUCUGCUGGGUUCAAUCGCUGUCCUCGGUAACAAGGUUCGGAGUACCGUAGACAGCAUGACCGAAGAUUGGGAAAAAGAGCAGAAUAAAUUUUUAGCAGAGAAGGAACAAGCAAGAGUGUUUCAACAUGAUAAUAGUAUGAUGCCCCUAUGGGCGGGUUUCGCCGAUGAAGAGUCGGUAAAAGCUCAAAUAUUGACUCUGUCUCUGGACAAACGUAACUUUCUCGUAGACCCCCCGGCCGGCAAUGACUUCCACUUCGAUCUCGAUAUAUUCUCGGCUGCGUGUAUGUCCGCCCUCAAAUACGACCCAAGGAUUGAGACCGUCCGCUUUGAACUGGUUCCUAAAACUGUGAAAGAAAGUCGCUUCUGGCGAAAUUAUCUAUACCGAGUGUCUUUGAUCAAACAGCAGGCCUCACUAUCGAGUAUGCAAAGUGAGGUGGAAGUAGGGGCGAGCCCAAAAUCCAACUCAAGUUCACAACUCACCAACAGGCACUCUGAUAUAGUAGCGUCACCGCCCCCGCAACCAAACAAGCUCAUGCGGAGAACUUCUAAUGAUACGUUAAGCACCGAAGAGUCUCUGAGCAACACAGGGAGUGAAAUAACUGAAACCAAAGGUAUAGCAGAGACGAGGUCUGAUACCGUUCCUGUGCUAUCAAAUGCAGUAGCCUCAGCCUCGCCAACGGAGGAAGCCUCAGCACUUAAAUCCGAUUCAGAUGGGGAAGAUGACUUCGACGUGUCUGAUCUGGACGACUUGGACGGUGAAUUGGAUGGUUUAGAUAUCGCAGAUUUAGAUGAUUUAGAUGUGGAUGAUCUAGGCGACUUAUCCGAAUAGACGGCGGCCUCAGCCCUCAAUAAAACCCGAUGGAGGAUAUAGUAGAGGCCCGCCAAGUGUCCAACCUUCCCCAGUGGGAUCAAGUUCAUUCUGUUCACAUUGCAGGGUUGGUACGUUCGCGCUCAAUAAGCACAACCUCAAGGGAAGGGCUUUCGAUGCUGAAGCAUCAAAUUCUAUACGCGCGUGUGUGCCAAGUGCACAGGAACAAUUCUUCACAGGUACACUUUUAUUUUACCUGCCAGGGUAAAUUAUUUAGGAAUUCCGAAUUAUGCAAACGAAGGGUGAGAUGCCUUUGUGCAAUUGAUCGCAGUGAUCACAGGAGUUAGAACCCCUCACCGCCAAUCAAAUUACCACGAUAAAUAACUGCUUAGACGCUGUCAUGCCACACCGCAGUAGUCAGUACAUUGUACAACUGUUGUUUUUUUAAGAAGGCCGUCGCUCUACUCUCUAGACUUUACUAGAGUCUCCACUCUAGUAGAGAGAGUAGGAGACUCUCUAGAGG
Messenger RNA from Sphaeroforma arctica JP610, 1903 nucleotides. RefSeq lists its product as hypothetical. The coding region runs from base 133 to 1401 and encodes 422 amino acids. The record is from RefSeq and is a predicted model, not a curated record. NCBI's taxonomy places the organism in Eukaryota, Ichthyosporea, Ichthyophonida. The transcript is spliced from 10 exons. Gene Ontology annotation, cellular component: cytoplasm.